Penicillium brevicompactum is the source of this 1689-nucleotide messenger RNA. RefSeq names its product nucleobase cation symporter-1 family protein. Gene Ontology annotation, cellular component: plasma membrane. Gene Ontology annotation, biological process: transmembrane transport; nucleobase transport. Lineage: Eukaryota; Fungi; Ascomycota; Eurotiomycetes; Eurotiales; Aspergillaceae. The transcript is spliced from 6 exons. The coding region runs from base 1 to 1689 and encodes 562 amino acids. The record is from RefSeq and is a predicted model, not a curated record. Gene Ontology annotation, molecular function: nucleobase transmembrane transporter activity.
AUGUCUAAACUAUCACGCCUCCACGAGCUGCUCGUGGUGAAAAGAACGGAACGAGAUGGCAUCCCUCGUCCAGUGAAUAUGCUAGACAAUGACUCUAUCCGACCAACCUCACUCAAAGAUCGCACCUGGACACAACUCACUUACAUCAUGUUCUGGUUUUCUGCGACCGCCAAUGUCAGUAACUUAUAUACUGCCUCCACGGGAAUGGCGAUGGGACUCACGAUCUGGGAAGCGAUUGGAUGUUCCUUCGGUGGGCAAAUCCUCGCUGGCUGCUUGAUGGCUCUCAACGGGCGUGCCGGAGCAAUGUACCGCAUUCCCUUCCCUGUCCUUUGUCGCUCCAGUUUUGGCACUUGGGGCGCGCUAUGGCCAACAUUUAAUCGAGCCGUGAUGUCCAUCGUGUGGAAUGGAGUCAAUUCGGUUCAAGGCGCGCAAUGUCUCUAUGUAUUCCUGCAUGCCAUUUUCCCCUCGAUUGAAAAUAUUCCCGACAAAAUGGGUUCAAAAUCGGCCUUGACUUCGGCGCAAAUGAUGUGUUUCUUCAUAUAUUGGCUGAUUAAUUGCGCAUUUUUGGUGGUACCAGUGCCGAAGAUGAAGUCUCUGGUCUAUGUGAAAGUUGCGGUCUAUUUCGCUGCGGCCUUUGCUAUGCUGGGGUGGACUGUGUCUCUUGCUGGUGGCUCGCUCAAGUCGCUUAAUGCACCCUCAACGGUCAAGGGCACCGAGAAAAGCUAUCUCAUUUUCAGGUUCUUGUUCCUGGGUCUUGCUAGCUGCGGAACUUUUAUCUCCAAUGCCUCCGAUCUUCAACGAUAUGCUCGAAAGCCAAAUGAUGUUCUCAUUGGGCAAAUCGUCAGCUUUCCGAUAUCCAACUUCCUGGUGGCAAUUUUGGGCAAUCUUAUUGCAUCGGCUAGCAAGUCCGUCUUUGGAGAGCUCAUUUGGAAUCCACUGGUCUUUUUGGACAGGUUGAUGGAAGGAGAGCGAUACACCCACGGCAAUCGAGCUGCUUGCGCUUUCAUUUCCCUAGCCUUCGUCUAUUCGACAGUCUUCUCGGCCAUCUUCGAGAACUCCAUUCCGGCCGGAAACGAUAUCGCAGCUCUCUUGCCAAAGUACAUAUCCAUCAAACGGGGAUUCUUCAUCUGUGCAGUCUUCUCAUAUGCAAUCUGCCCUUGGUACCUCUUAUCCUCAGCCUCCAUUUUCAUUACCUUCCUGUCCUCCUACCAAAUCUUCCUAUCAGCAAUUGCUGGAAUUCUCAUAUGCGACUACUACCUCAUUCGACGGGGACUUCUCAACGUCCCAGCGUUAUAUGUUUCAAACUCAACCCCCUACAGAUUUUUCCACGGCUUCAACCCUCGAGCCUUCAUCGCUUAUCUGGUCGCUGUUGCGCCGAACUUCUACGGAUUUCUGCAUCAGAUGGGAGUCAAGGCGCCUCUGGGAAUUCAGCGGUUUUACUUUAUCGCUUAUCCGACAGGUCUGAUCGUUGGAUUUGUUGUCUACUAUCUAACAUGUUUGGCUUCUGCUCCGCCUGAUAUGCGGAAAUCCCGUGGCUGGAUGGAGCCUAAGGACUUCGUGGAAGAUGAAGAUCUUGCCACGGAUCCUGAGUUCACCAUUCAUGCGGUUGAUAUGACACCUGGUGUUGUUGAGAAGGGUGAUAUCUCGGUCACUGAAUCGCCACCUAGCAAGCAGGGUUCUUUUUCCUGA